AUGUCUCUAGACAGCAUCACAGAGACCACGGUUAUCCCGCCUCCAACGGUUCCGUCCAUCCUUCAUGGCAAUUCGGAGGUGCCUUUGUUAGAUUUUACUCUCGGCGAACUGCUAGAUUUCCAGUGCAAGAGGGACGAAAGCAUUCGACUUGCGAAAGCCCUUGUUGCUCGAGGGCUACGCGCAGGAGAUCGAAUCGGUAUCAUGGCCGGAAACUGUGAGCAAUAUGUCUCGGUCUUCUUCGCCUGUAUGAGGCUGGGAUGUAUAUUGGUCAUUUUGAACAACACCUACACCGCAUCUGAAGCAUUGUAUGCUCUGAAAUUCACCGAAUGCCGAAUAUUGUUUGCAACCCCCCGGAUCGGUCAUCACGACAAUGGGCAACUUCUCCACCAGCUGAGAGAGAAUCCAGGCACGGUCGAGGAGAUUAUCAUUCUACGAGGCCCGCCCGGCCAUUUUACCCCCUAUGCAACACUCCUAGAGACAGGGGCAAUCGAAUCCGAUGAAAUUCUCGAGGCAGCCUCAAAGACAUUCAGCUGCCAUGACGUUUGCAAUCUCCAGUUCACCAGUGGAACGACAGGCAAUCCAAAAGCUGCGAUGCUGACACAUCACUCCUUGGUCAACAACAGCCGUUUCAUUGGCGACCGCAUGGCCUUGACGGAUCAAGACGUGCUCUGCUGUCCGCCACCGCUUUUCCAUUGCUUUGGCCUUGUCCUCGGCCUACUGGCCAUCAUAACCCAUGGCGGAAAAGUGGUUUAUCCCGCAGAGACCUUCGACGCCGUAGCGUGCCUGAGAGCCAUCUCGGAGGAACGAUGUACUGCCCUUCACGGUGUCCCGGCAAUGUUCGAUUCAAUUUUCAGCCUGCCCCGACCUGAGGACUUCGAUUGCUCAGCCUUACGAACCGGUAUCAUAGCAGGGGCUCCUGUGCCUCGCCACCUGAUGGAACUUAUGGUCAAUGAACUCGGGAUGACCGAGUUCACUAGUAGUUACGGCUUAACAGAAGCUUCGCCGACUUGUUUCAACGCAUUCCACAAUGACCCCACGAGUCUGAAGCUCACCACCGUUGGCCAAGUCAUGCCGCACGCCCAUGCAAAGAUCGUUGACCGACAGGGAAGAAUCGUACCGGUUGGUGAGCGCGGAGAGCUCUGCAUCGCCGGCUAUCAACUACAGCGAGGCUAUUGGAGGAAUGCGGAGAAGACGAAUGAGGUCAUGAUCCGUGACGCAGACGGUGUGCUAUGGCUGCAUACCGGCGACGAAGCUGUCUUUCACAGGGACAAGACGUGCACGAUUACGGGUCGGUUUAAGGAUAUCAUCAUCAGGGGUGGAGAAAACAUCUAUCCCUUAGAGAUUGAGAGUCGCCUGGUCGAGCACGAGGCCAUUGACCGCGCUAUCGUCGUCGGUGUCAAGCAUUCCAGGUACGGCGAAGUGCCGGCUGCUUUUCUCCAACGCACCAGCUCGACUCAUUCAACGGCCCAACGGGAACAGAGCGUCAAAGGAGGAUAUACCAGUCCGAUUACUCAUCGUCCCAGCGACGAAAACAUCCGUGAAUGGGGAGUGGAAAAGUGA
Molecule: messenger RNA, 1560 nt
Organism: Fonsecaea monophora
Lineage: Eukaryota; Fungi; Ascomycota; Eurotiomycetes; Chaetothyriales; Herpotrichiellaceae
Exons: 7
Coding region: 1-1560 (519 amino acids)
Biological process (GO): fatty acid metabolic process
Molecular function (GO): medium-chain fatty acid-CoA ligase activity
Source: RefSeq, a predicted model, not a curated record